AUGGCGGCUUUGCUGCCCUUGGCCCUGGCCCUGCUGCUGUGGCAACCGUUGCUCCUGGCAACCACACGGGCGGCCCAGUCCAGCGAACGGCGCGUGGUGGCGCACAUCCCCGGCGACAUCAUCAUCGGUGCACUCUUCUCCGUGCACCACCAGCCGCCGGCUGACAAGGUGCACGAGCGCAAGUGCGGCGCCGUGCGCGAGCAGUACGGCAUCCAGCGCGUGGAGGCCAUGAUGCACACGCUGGACCGCAUCAAUGCCGACCCCAACAUCCUGCCCAAUAUUACUCUGGGCUGCGAGAUCCGCGACUCCUGCUGGCACUCGGCCGUUGCCCUUGAGCAGAGCAUCGAAUUCAUCCGUGACUCGCUAGUUGCUGCCGAUGAUGCCGACGAGGCUAGGGGCGGGGGCGGUACCCGGUGCGCCGACCCCGGGGCCACACCCAUGAAGGGGAAGAAGCCAAUUGUGGGCCUGAUCGGGCCGGGUUCCAGUUCCGUGGCCAUCCAGGUCCAGAACCUGCUGCAGCUGUUCAACAUCCCGCAGAUUGCAUACUCAGCCACCAGCAUGGACCUGAGUGAUAAGUCCCUCUAUAAGUACUUCAUGAGGGUGGUGCCAUCUGAUGCACAGCAGGCUCGGGCCAUGGUGGACAUUGUCAAGAGGUAUAACUGGAGCUACGUCUCUGCUAUACACACAGAGGGUAACUACGGUGAGAGUGGGAUGGCGGCGUUUAAGGAGAUGGCUGGGAAGGAGGGGAUCUGCAUCGCGCACUCUGAUAAGAUCUGGAGUAACGCGGGCGAGCAGAACUUCGACCGGCUACUCCUGAAGCUUCGUAGCCAUCUGCCCAAGGCCCGCGUGGUGGCCUGCUUCUGCGAGGGCAUGACCGUCCGCGGCAUCCUCAUGGCGAUGCGGAGACAGAACCUGGCCGGGGAGUUCCUGCUGGUGGGCAGUGAUGGGUGGGCAGACCGUUAUGAUGUGACAGAUGGAUAUGUGCGAGAGGCAGCAGGCGGCAUCACAAUCAAGCUUCAGUCAGCGGAUGUGAAGUGGUUUGAUGAUUACUACCUAAAGCUGCGACCUGACACCAACCUGAGGAACCCCUGGUUCCCUGAAUUCUGGCAACAUCGUUUCCACUGCAAACUGAAGGGUCACCCACAGGAGAACCCAAAAUUCAACCGAACCUGCAGCAAACGGGAUUCACUGCGUCAGCAAUAUGCUCAGGACACUAAGAUGGGCUUCGUGAUCAACGCCAUCUACAGCAUGGCGUAUGGACUGCACAAAAUGCAGAAAGUGCUCUGUCUCGGCACCCCGGGACUAUGUGAUGCCAUGAAGCCCAUAGAUGGAGCAAAGCUCCUUGAAUACCUCAUGAAGACCAACUUCACAGGGGUCUCUGGGGAGAACAUUCAGUUUGAUGAGAACGGAGACUCUCCGGGGAGUUAUGUAAUAAUGAACUUUAAGAAGAUGGGAAAGGACUACUAUGACUACACUAAUGUAGGGAGCUGGGAUAAUAGCGGCUUGCAGAUCGACGACGACGAGAUCUGGCCGAGUAAAGAUGCCAUCAUCAAAUCUGUCUGCAGUGAACCUUGUGCCAAAGGCCAGAUUAAGGUAAUCCGUAAAGGAGAGGUGAGUUGCUGUUGGACAUGUACUCCCUGUAAGGAGAACGAGUUUGUAUUCGAUGAGUACAGCUGUAAGGCUUGUGACCUUGGCUCCUGGCCUACCGACGACCUCACCGGCUGUGACCCCAUCCCGGUGGAGUAUCUCCGGUGGGGCGACCCUGAGCCCAUCGCCGCUGUGGUCUUCUCCUGCCUUGGCCUGAUGGCCACGUUCUUUGUCACCUUCAUCUUCAUCAUUUACCGGGACACGCCGGUGGUGAAGUCGUCCAGCCGUGAGCUGUGCUACAUCAUCCUGGCGGGCAUCUGCCUGGGCUACCUCUGCACAUUCUGCCUGAUUGCCAAGCCGCGCUUGGUCUAUUGCUACCUGCAGCGCCUGGGCGUGGGUCUCUCCCCAGCCAUGAGCUACUCUGCCCUGGUCACCAAGACUAACCGCAUUGCUCGCAUCCUGGCCGGGAGCAAGAAGAAGAUCUGCACCAAGAAGCCGCGCUUCAUGAGCGCCUGCGCCCAGCUGAUCAUUGCCUUCAUCCUCAUCCUCCUCCAGCUGGGCAUCAUCGUGGCACUGUUUGUCAUGGAGACUCCCGAAGUGGUCUUUGACUACCCGUCCAUCCGAGAGGUGCACCUCAUCUGCAACAUCACCAACCUGGGCGUGGUGGCACCGCUGGGCUACAACGGCCUUCUCAUCAUGAGCUGCACCUUCUACGCCUUCAAGACGCGCAACGUGCCAGCCAACUUCAACGAGGCCAAGUAUAUCGCCUUCACCAUGUACACCACCUGCGUCAUCUGGCUGGCCUUCGUGCCCAUUUACUUCGGCUCCAACUACAAGAUCAUCACCACAUGCUUCUCGGUGAGCCUCAGUGCCACGGUAGCACUGGGCUGCAUGUUUGUGCCCAAGGUCUACAUCAUCCUGGCCAAACCGGAGCGCAACGUACGCAGUGCCUUCACCACCUCCACCGUGGUGCGCAUGCACGUGGGCGACGGCAAGGCGGCAUCAUCCGCUGCCAGCCGCUCCAGCAGUCUCGUCAACCUGUGGAAGCGGAGGGGGUCGUCUGGCGAAACACUCAGCUCCAACGGAAAAUCAGUUACAUGGGCUCAAACGGAGCGCAAUUCCAAGGGCAGUCACUUGUGGCAGCGUCUGUCCUUCCACAUCAAAAAACGUGAGAACAACCAGACAGCUGUCAUCAAGCCGUUUUCCAAGACCUCAGAGGGGCGUUACUGUGGUGGGACUGACCUCACACCAGACAGUGCUAACAACAAGAUGCUUUAUGAAGUCACAGAAGCAGAAGAGCGAUAUCCAAUCACGUAUCGUCCCCAAACCCCCUCACCAAUCAGCACCGUGAGUCAGAGAGCAGGAGGAGCUUUGGGGAGGGUCCCAGCUGCUGAUGACCAGGUAGUAUGUGUUUCUUCAUACAUGAGCCAGUCGCCCCGCAGUGGCAGCGUAGCAUGUGUGGGUGGAGCUGGAGGUGGUAGUGCAUCGCAGGGAUCACUGAUGGAGCAGAUCAGCUGCGUGGUUAACCGCUUUACCGCGAACAUCAGUGAGCUUAACAGCAUGAUGCUCUCCAGUUCACCACCAGGAGGCACCAUGGGGUUGUCCACAAGCAUGUCUGCACAUGCUCACUCCUCCAAUUGCCCACCACCCUACUUCCUCCCGCGAGAAGUCUCCAUGCCUACCACCAUGACCACCUAUGCUGAGAUCCAGCCACUCCCACCAGUGGAGUCAAAUGGCGGUCGGCCACCACCUUCUUGCCCCCUACCUAACUCUUCCAGGGGUGCAGGGAAAAGGAGCUCUCCUGUGCCUAGUGUCAAAGAGCUGAUGGUGGGCACAGCCUCAGCAAUCGAUUCCCCGGUUAUGAAGGACGAGCUGGAGGAACUGAUGGCCCUAACACCUCCUUCACCCUUUAGGGACUCUGUGGCAUCAGGGAGUGCCUCCCCAAACUCCCCCACUUCCGAGUCAGGCCUGGGCCCCACCCCAUCACCCAAGUACGAGUGCCUAGUACUGCGGCACUACAGCCAGAGCUCCUCCUCAUUAUGAGGACUGCGCUCAUAGGAGAGAAGGAAUGUGGAUGGAGAUAUCCAGAGGGGAGAAAAUCAAAAUAAAAUAGGAAGACUUAUGCAGGUGGUUAAGGAAUGCCUAAAGACUGAUAUACUAUAUAGUGUGCGUGUUUACAUGUUUUCACUGUUGGAUCUGACCAGUAAAGGAAGUUACACCGUGUCUUCUAAAGCUUCUUCUGAUUGAAACAGUUUACAGACAGCCUGCAUCUGACAUACCACAAUGUACUACUCUGGUUAUUGUUUCUUCAGUUUGUUUUGGUAGUGGCCUUAAACAAACAUGGCUUUUGUCUAAUUAGAGAUGGUUUUAUGAAGAUUAAUAAAAAACGUGCGUUUUUGUGUGACUGAGAGAGAAAACUGGGGACCCAACCUGCAGGAAUCUCACAAUGUUGUGGGGACUGUUCCUGCUAUCAUAUGGCUCUCAGAGGCUGGCAUAAUCACAAAUGGAGUUUUUAAAGGGCUGGCCAGAGAAACAGAAGCGCUGCAAAUUGCAAAAGAAUCAUUAAGUGUGGGCUGAACUAUCUGGCACACACACAUUCACAAACAUAUGCAUACACACACACAUACACACACACAUACUUGUGUAUACCCAGAGGAUGAGAUAUUAAGAUGCUGAGAUGUUUGGAGACACUAAAUAAUGUUUUAAAUGGAAUUAUACUUCAAAAGGUUAUUUAUUCUGGUGAGAAGUCUAUGUGGGGCUGAUGGCCUGAUCUGACAGACUCAGAAACAAAGUGCUUUCAUUUAUUUACUCCAAGGUCCUGUAAAUAUACAGUGAUAACAUUUUGUCACAUGAAUUUUUCGUUUAUUAUUUUUCAUUUGCUCCCUCUUUUCUUUUAUGGUUUCUUUUUUCUUUCCUUCAUUUGCUGUCUCUAUGUGCUUCUCAAAAUCCAGGAAUAUCUUUUUGUGUGAUUUAGAAUGAUAAAUGUAUGUUAUUGUGAAUCUUAAAAUGUGGGACCAAACUUCUUGUACCUUUUGUCUUUGCUCUUGUUUAGAGGUGUUCGUUUACAGAGUCACAUGAUUCUGGCAUUUUUGAACACAAUACUAGUGAAUCAAAUACUAGUGAAUCUAACAUUAUCAAAUAUAUUCCAGCAUCAUCAGAGUGGUUCAAGCAUACCACAUUGCAUUCCAGUGAGUCAAAAUGAUUCUGGUGAAUUAGGCUGAUUCACUGCCAUCCACUUACCUAAUGACACUCAAUAAUUCAUAUUAUUUAAAUGCUGAAAGUUUCAAAUACAUAUUUGUUAUGUGGACAUUUUUGUCUAUUUCAUUUAUAAAGGGCUUUUGAGUAAAUAAUUGCAUUUAAUUAGAUACCACCCACCCAUUUUUACCCUUCCCAAGAGACAGAAAUGCUUUUGAACAUUUCAAAAGAAAGGUCUGACUGGUUUUUAAUCCGUUUCAGUCCUAGUUCACCAGAGUGUCACUGCUGAAUCAUUUCCACCUCCCUGUCAUAAUGAUUGUGAACAUACAAAGGGCAUGCUUACAGAACAACAUGGUUCAUCACCUCAUGGUCUAAUGAAAACAUCUCCAUUACCAGUUAGCAAAAUUUGACAUUCAUUUCCUGAGAGAUCUUUAUUUAUUUUUUACAAAUAAUCAUAUCCACAUGUAUUAAAUGUGUUCUAAUGAAUGUGAGGCUAUUCAAAUAUCUAGUGAUUAUAUACAGAAUACAAAGUACUAUAUGAUAUAGUGCCAAAGGGGUUAGGUACAUGGGAUGACUGAUGGGGGACUAUAUGUUUAUUUCAUAAAAUAAUGUCAAAUGUUUUAUAGUAAUGGAUGCUGUGUUCCUUUUUUAAAGAAAUAUAUAAAUAUUCCAGUUCUCGAGACGUACAGCAAUACUACCAUGAAUAUACACAAAGCACCUAGAAAUGCGAUGAUAUUCAUGCUAACUGAGAUUAAGUUUCAUGAUCAUUUAAAAUGUCUCUUUUGAUUGCCAACCAUUUUUAUUGAUUAUACUGGUUCUUAUAUUUUUAUUUAUUCAUUUGGAUCCAUGUGCUUCAGAUACAAAAUUGAAAUGUAAUAGACACAGAUAUAACCACUGAUAUGUAGGGUAUACCUACUCCACCAGUCUGCCACAGAGCAAUACAAUACCAAUGGAUAUUUUUAAGGUGAUGUGAACAUGCUUCUUUCUAAGAUGUGGGUUUUGGAAAGUAUAAGCACACAGUUCCACAGAAAUGCCCUAUCAAAAGUUUGGACACACAGAGUUUGAUUUCUUUUCUUUUUUACCUAAAAUGCCCCACCAGCAAGUGUAUUUUUUUUUUUUUUUUUUUUUUUUUGCUUUAUUACUUUAGUUCCUCAGACAAUGUAUCAGAAGACUGCAAAACUGUGGUCAUGGUGACAACCUUGAAGAAGAGUCUAAAAUAAAAGAUUUUUUUAAAUUUAUUUAUUGCUUUUUCUGGUAACUACAUAUUUCCAUAGCUUAAUGGAUUUGUCACUGUCAUUGUUUUUUAUUCAUAUAUGGAAAAGUGUAUAAAUAAAAAAGCAAAAGUGUCCAAACUUUUGACUGUAGAGAAGAAAGCUUUUCUGGCUUGCCUGCACACCGCUAGGUUUUAACUAAAGGAAUUAUGAAUAAUAACUUAUUUAAUAUUAAGUAAUAACUUGAAUAAUGUCUAUAAAAUUAAUGUACAUUUUGGCUCAUAAUAUCCUCUACAAUCUUAAUCUCUUCUAUAAUCAUAAUACCCUCUUGGCCAGCAACCUCAUCCCCAGAAGUCCAGACUGGGUUCAGGCUUUUUCUACCAAAUGAUCAAUAAAUAUCUGACCUGCUCUGAAUCAGAUUGGACACUUGUGUCUUCUAUACUAAUUGCAUUUGGAAAGUUAUUUGAAAUUUUUCUGUCGUUAUUACUUGGCCUUUUGGUAUAAUAUUUGUAAUUUAAUUAGGCAUUAACAGUGCUUAAAUUUUAACACUGAUUUUUAAUUGAUUAUGAAUUAAAAUUCUCCAUUCUACAUGUUGCAAUACCGGAGGGCUGUGGCAUACAUGGACAGGUCUAGACAAUGUGUAGUCAAGUGACUUUAAAAAACACUAACAUUUUACAGAAAAACUCAAACCCAGCAAAAUUUGUCUAUCCUAAUCUCAGAAUCAUUCUUAGGAUUAUAUGAGAACGUGUCAGUUAAGUGAAUGUUGCUGCCUAGACAUGCGUUCAUUGAUGUUUACAUUUUGCUAUAUUGAGACAUUAGUAAAUAUCCUAUUUUUUGUGGAGUGAUGUUGACAAAUGCAAGGAACAAAAAGCUAAUGGACUAGAAUGCAAUAUCCUUCUGUCACAGAAGGAAAAGAUGUUUCCAGAGGAACAGCGUUUGGUGUGAUGUAUAGGUUUGGAUCAAUAAAAUGUUUAGGGCUACUUUUCUGGGCACUCAUCAAGUUCAGACCUGGACUUAAAAUUUUCCAUUGAAAAAAGUUUCAAAGUUCAGUACUGGUCUUAAACAGUGUCUGGAAAACCAGCCCGUAUCAGACUUUUACCAACCUGUGCCAAUUCCAUCUGUGUGAACUGAACUGAUGUGCUUUACAUUUUUGUGUUAUUUGAUUGAUUUUUGUCAUUUGAACUUUUUUGUUUGAUAUAUUGGGGCUUGUGUUUUACUGAUUCUCUAAUGUAGAGAUCUGUAGAAUGUAAUAUGAUAUUGUUAAUGUGGUUCUGAAGGUGAUUUUUGUUGAUAUCUCAAAUAGUUUCAUGCAGCUUUGUGAGCGGAAUUUGUGGAAAAAAAAGCGCUUACCGCUAUUUAGAAGCAUAUCUCCUUUCCUUUUUUUUCUGGUCAUCUGAAAACCAUUGUGCUACUGUAUGACAAGAUAUCUUUUGAAUAAUUAUUAAAA
Molecule: messenger RNA, 7440 nt
Organism: Electrophorus electricus (electric eel)
Lineage: Eukaryota; Metazoa; Chordata; Actinopteri; Gymnotiformes; Gymnotidae
Gene: grm5b
Product: glutamate receptor, metabotropic 5b
Biological process (GO): G protein-coupled receptor signaling pathway
Cellular component (GO): membrane
Molecular function (GO): G protein-coupled receptor activity
Source: RefSeq, a predicted model, not a curated record